Diaporthe citri is the source of this 183-nucleotide messenger RNA. RefSeq lists its product as uncharacterized. Bases 1 to 183 code for a protein of 60 amino acids. The record is from RefSeq and is a predicted model, not a curated record. Lineage: Eukaryota; Fungi; Ascomycota; Sordariomycetes; Diaporthales; Diaporthaceae. The transcript has 2 exons.
AUGGGUGGUACCACGAAGGCUGGGAAGGAUAUCGAAUUCUUGACCUGUGCAGCAGAGGACCUUGAUCGUCUGAGCCAGGUGAAGCACGGCUCGGUGAAUCUGAUGACUGCGGGCAUGGCAAUCCCAAAUCGACACCAAAUGCUUCCGAAGCUCAAGCUAUAUUAUCCGAAUUUGAGGAUGUAA